This is a messenger RNA of Penicillium cinerascens, 768 nucleotides long. RefSeq lists its product as uncharacterized. Gene Ontology annotation, cellular component: endoplasmic reticulum membrane; COPII-coated ER to Golgi transport vesicle; Golgi membrane. Bases 1 to 768 code for a protein of 255 amino acids. Gene Ontology annotation, biological process: endoplasmic reticulum to Golgi vesicle-mediated transport. Gene Ontology annotation, molecular function: COPII receptor activity. Lineage: Eukaryota; Fungi; Ascomycota; Eurotiomycetes; Eurotiales; Aspergillaceae. The transcript has 2 exons. The record is from RefSeq and is a predicted model, not a curated record.
AUGCGCCAACUCGCCUCAUCCACUUCAUCUUUCACCUCCAACAUCGCGGCCGUCUUUGCGAUGUGGAUUCUUCCUCUGCUCGGUUAUCUAGGGGUGGUCGUCGGGUUUGCCUUUCUGACCCUGGCCAUCGCCUCGGGGCUCUACUAUCUAUCUGAGCUUGUCGAGGAGCACACUGUCCUCGCCCGCAAGCUUUUGAGUCGCCUGAUAUACUGCAUCAUUGCAGUUCAGGUGCUACUCGUCAUCUUCGACCGCUUCCCAGUGUGGCUCUCUCUUCUCAGCAUCCUUUCUCACUUGGUCUAUGCCAGCAACUUACGUCGCUUCCCCAUCGUGAAGCUAUCGGACCCUCUGUUUCUUCUCUCCUGCGUAUUGGUUGUCCUCAAUCAUUGGCUAUGGUUCCGCCAUUUCUCGAAACCUCCAGCCCCGUCCCAACGAGCUGAGAACAACUGGCGCCAGCCAUAUCAGGUCAACUACGAAGAUAUCCCCUCGUUCUCCGAAGUGGCUUCGUAUUUUGGCCUGUGUGUUUGGCUAGUCCCAUUUGCUCUCUUUGUGAGUUUGAGCGCGGGUGACAAUGUUUUGCCUAGUAUGGGUUCUGAGUACGCAACCGGGGAGCAUGCCUCGACCGGUCUGGGUCAUAGCCAUGACUCACCGGAUGGCAAGUCCAAGAAUAAAGGCAUGGCGAAAGCGCUGGUAGAUAACGUACGGGAUUGGGCUCGAGAAAAUGGCGAGCUGAUGGGGCUCUGGAAGGGCGAGCGAACCAGGCGUUUUUAA